Camellia sinensis is the source of this 1382-nucleotide messenger RNA. Its product is annotated as transcription factor bHLH93. NCBI's taxonomy places the organism in Eukaryota, Viridiplantae, Streptophyta, Magnoliopsida, Ericales, Theaceae. Gene Ontology annotation, cellular component: nucleus. Gene Ontology annotation, biological process: regulation of DNA-templated transcription. The record is from RefSeq and is a predicted model, not a curated record. Gene Ontology annotation, molecular function: sequence-specific DNA binding; protein dimerization activity; DNA-binding transcription factor activity.
GCCAUAAUACAUACUAUAAUGCAUUUUAUUAUUGAACAAAACUUUUUAUGUUUGCUUAUUAUAUAAUCCCUCAACUUUAUGCAACUUCAUACCAUUAAACAUCACCCCACACACACACACACACACACACAGAUGGACUUCACUCAACAUGGUCUCCUAGACGAAUUACUAUCUCCAGAAAGGGACACUAAUUGGACCAACUUUCCUACGGGAGAGAAUGACUUCUUCUCCAAUGGGUGGAUGUUUGAAUCUUUUGAUCAUGAGAGCCAAGUUUUCUUUAGUUCUCCAAAUCCAAAUCCAAAUCCAAACCCAAAUCCGCCAUUUUUAGGAGUCACCUCACCAACAGAUCUCAAUGAACUCUACCCUUUUUUUGAUGGCUUCACAGAACCACCAGAGCUUGAUUCAUCAUCAUAUCACUAUAACCAUGGCACAACUCACUCAUCAAUGGUGGAAGAUGGAGACUACGGCUUUGUUGGACUUACCAAUGAUCACAGUUUGGAGCAAACAAUAAAUUGCUGCAAAGUUGAGAUACAAAUGGAAUCUACUGUUGAUAAUAUCACACAAUCCAACAUAGUUUUGUGUGGGGAGAAAAAGAAUAGAGUUAAGAAGGCCGAGCGGCAGCCCUCGAAGAAUCUCAUGGCAGAAAGAAGGCGAAGGAAGCGUGUAAACGACCGCCUUUUGAUGCUCAGAUCAAUUGUCCCUAAGAUAAGCAAGAUGGACAGGACAUCAAUACUAGGAGAUACAAUAGGCUAUAUGAAAGAGCUCUUGGAAAAAGUAAAAACCUUGCAAGAAGAAGAUGAUACACAAGCCAGUAUGAAUCAAGUGAAUUUAAUGGAUAGUUGCAAGGAACUAAAGCCAAAUGAGCCACUAGUGAGGAAUUCACCAAAGUUCAAUGUAGAAAGGACAAACACAGAAACACGGAUUGAGAUUCGUUGUGCAGCAAAACCAGGACUGUUGUUAUCAACAGUUAAUUCACUAGAAUCACUCGGCAUCAACGUUCAACAAUGUGUCAUAAGUUGUUUUAAUGAUUUUUCAAUGCAAGGUUCUUGUUCGGAGGGUUUGGAGCAGCAAAUGGUGAUAAGUUCUGAAGACAUAAAACAAGCAUUAUACAGAAAUGCAGGUUAUGGAGGUCUAUGUCUCUAGGAGGAGCAUUGGAAAAUAAAUCUAGACAACUUUAUUAUUAUUAUUAUUAUUUUUUUUUUUGUGAAGCCUUGGUAGAUGUAUUUUAAUUUUGAUGUCAGCUCUUCACAGAAUUUUGCAAGUGAGAGAAGCUGCAAUAAUGUUGUAUUUCAAGUAUUGUUUAUCCAAUAGGUCCAUGAUCCACUCCACAACCUAAAAUGUAUUUUCUAUUGAUUAAUGCAAGGGCCAAUUAUUCCCCUUCA